AUGAGUAACAAGUCUGGUGAUAGUAGUGCUAGUGGUGGUGGCUGUCGAACUUUAUUACGACUCCGUCCUGUAGAUUGGCUUGAAGAGGCUGAUCGACAAUUAUACUUGACAACGUUAAGUACCGGCAAUAAUAAUGAUAGUCGACAACGUCGACGCAUCGAUUUUGUUCUUGUUUAUAGUCUUGGUGUACGUGAUUCAGCAGUUAAUAAACAACGUCGACAAGCAUUUCAACAUAAACUUGAAUCAGUUGGUUUUAUAAUAGAAGAACAAGAUAUUGUGGGAGCAUUGGAAUCAAGACAUAAUGAUGAUAAUGAUGAUGAUGCCAAUGAUGAAUUAACUAGUACUCGAUUAUUCAGUCGUCGUGGUCGUAAAGCUAAACAACAACCACCACAACAACAAUCUGUGAAACGUUUCGUUCGUCUUCACGCACCAUUUGAACUUCUUCUCGAAUUAGCCGAAAAAACGAGAAUGAAAUUGCCAAUAGAAGAAAAUCGCACGCCAUCAGUUCCAAAAAUGCCGUUUGAUUAUCUUAUGUCAUGGUUACCAUUUACAAAAAUUGAUUGUACGCUGUUUCCACCAGAACAACAUUAUUUUCUAGCUGAAUAUAGUAAAACAUUACGAUAUCGAUUUGAACCAUUAUUUGAUACAGUACGUGGUAAUUCACGUGAUUUAUACUUUACACCUGCACAACGUAGUCGUCUUGUCUAUGAUUGCUUAUUACGUACACCAUUUGAGACAACAAUAGAAUCUGAAACAGAAGAACAACAAGUUUUACAAGGUACAGGUGAUGUAAAAGAAAGACGUGUCUUGGAAUUAGAAAAAAUCUUUACGGGAUCAUCAACAAGUUCAGGUAUUGAACUUUUACUUCGUGAUCAAGUUUAUGAUGAUUGUUAUCCAUUACAUGCACCAUUAUUAAAACGUAUUGAACCACAUAUGAUUCCAUCUUGGAUUAUGAUGAAAGGUGAACAUCGAAACACAUUUGAUCGAAUGAAACUAUGGUGGUAUUGGAGUCGAAUAAGUAAUGUGUUUAAAGAUCAACCAGUAAGUCAUAUCAAAGAUUAUUUUGGCGAACAUGUUGCAUUAUAUUUUUGUUGGUUACGAUGGUAUAUUCAAAUGUUACUUCUUCCAUGUGUACUUGGUCUUUCAGUUUUUUUCUAUGGUCUUUGGGCAAUGAAACAUGAUGUACCCACGUCACAAUGA
This is a messenger RNA of Adineta steineri, 1200 nucleotides long. The record is from the annotation of a GenBank genome assembly. NCBI's taxonomy places the organism in Eukaryota, Metazoa, Rotifera, Eurotatoria, Adinetida, Adinetidae.